AGAGAAAAAAACUGAUGUUAAUGGGCCUGAGGAAAUAAAACGUCACUUUUUGUUGUCGUUUCUGAAUAAGCUGAAAUUUUUGCCGCUGUAUUUAUUUUAUUUUUCUACUUUAUUUCCGUCGUGCUUUCGUCUGGUCAGAAGAGAUUGGAAUUGUCUUGGCUUUUGCUGAUAAAACAAACAAUGGCGUCUGCUGCAGUAGCUGAUCAUGAUGAUACAAAAUUCGAAGCGGUUUCUGGAAAAAGAGUUGCAGUCGUAGGUGCAGGUGUAAGUGGUCUUGCGGCGGCUUACAAAUUGAAAUCGAAGGGUUUGAAUGUGACUGUGUUUGAAGCUGACGGAAGAGCAGGUGGGAAAUUGAGGAGUGCUAUGCAUAAUGGCUUGAUUUGGGACCAAGGAGCUAACACUAUGACUGAGGCUGAGCCAGAAGUUGGGACUUUGCUCGAUGAUCUUGGCCUUCGUGACAAAAAACAAUUUCCAAUUUCUCAGAAAAAGCGGUAUAUUGUGCGGAAUGGUGUACCUGUGAUGAUACCAACAAAUCCGAUAGCGCUGGUCACAAGUAGUGUGCUCUCUACCCAAUCUAAGUUUGAAAUCUUGUUGGAACCGUUUUUAUGGAAGAAACAUGCAUUGUCUUCAAAAGUGUCAGACGCAUCUGCACUAGAAAGUGUAAGCGGGUUCUUUCAACGCCAUUUUGGACAAGAGGUUGUGGACUAUCUCAUCGACCCUUUCGUAGGUGGAACAAGUGCUGCGGAUCCUGAUUCCCUUUCAAUGAAGUAUUCUUUUCCAGAUCUCUGGAAUAUAGAGAAAAGUUUUGGCUCUAUUAUAGUAGGCGCAGUCAAAACAAAAUUUGCCGCUAAAGAGGGUAAAAGUGGAAAAUCAAGGAGUUCUCCUGGCACAAAAAAGGGUUCGCGCGGGUCAUUCUCUUUUAAGGGUGGAAUGCAGAUUCUUCCUGAUAUGUUGUGCAAAGGACUCUCACAUGAUGAGCUCAAUUUAGACUCCAAGGUUCUCUCUUUAUCUUACGAUUCUGGAUCAAGACAUGAGAGCUGGUCUCUAGGGUGUGUUGCUCAUAGUGAGACGCAGAGACGAAACCUCCAUUAUGAUGCUGUAAUUAUGACGGCUCCUCUGUGUAAUGUGAAGGAGAUGGAGGUUAUGAAAGGAGGACAGCCCUUUCAGCUCAACUUUCUCCCCGAGAUCAAGUACAUGCCCCUCUCGGUUAUAAUCACCACAUUCACAAAGGAGAAAGUAAAGAGACCUCUAGAAGGCUUUGGGGUAGUCAUUCCAUCUAAGGAGCAAAAACAUGGUUUCAGAACUCUUGGUACACUCUUUUCCUCGAUGAUGUUUCCAGAUCGGUGCCCUAGUGACCUUCAUCUAUAUACAACUUUUAUUGGUGGGAGUAGGAACCAGGAACUAGCCAAAGCUUCCACAGAUGAAUUGAAACAAGUUGUGACUUCUGACCUUCAGCGACUUUUGGGGGUCGAAGGUGAACCUGAGUUUGUCAACCAUUACUACUGGAGGAAAGCAUUCCCAUUGUAUGACAGCAGCUAUGACACGGUCAUGGAAGCUGUUGACAAGAUGGAGAAAGAUCUACCCGGGUUCUUCUACGCAGGUAAUCAUCGAGGAGGGCUAUCUGUUGGGAAAUCAAUCGCAUCAGGUUGCAAAGCAGCUGAUCUUGUGAUCUCAUACCUGGAGUCUUGCUCAAAUGAUAAGAAACCAGAGGAUAGCUUAUGAACAGUGUCAAGGUUCGUCCCUUUUUAUGACUUAAUUUGUAAACUUGUAAAAGGCAAAGAAGCCGAGGGAUUAGCCAACAAACUCAACAAAACCCAGAGUCACAUAGACUCAAUAAUUCCAGCAUAAAUCCAUGUUAAUGUUUUGUCUGUAUUGAGUGUAUUCUUGUUGCAUCACUGAUCUGGUUUGUCUCGGUAGAAAAACAUGAUAGUGUAGAUUUCAGGAUUAAAGAAUCCUUAUAAAAAAAUUUUGCUGAUA
This is a messenger RNA of Camelina sativa (false flax), 1977 nucleotides long. Its product is annotated as protoporphyrinogen oxidase 2, chloroplastic/mitochondrial. Gene Ontology annotation, biological process: porphyrin-containing compound biosynthetic process. Gene Ontology annotation, cellular component: chloroplast thylakoid; chloroplast. The record is from RefSeq and is a predicted model, not a curated record. Gene Ontology annotation, molecular function: protoporphyrinogen oxidase activity, oxygen as acceptor. NCBI's taxonomy places the organism in Eukaryota, Viridiplantae, Streptophyta, Magnoliopsida, Brassicales, Brassicaceae.